Messenger RNA from Rhodofomes roseus, 1821 nucleotides. Its product is annotated as voltage-dependent anion channel-domain-containing protein. Gene Ontology annotation, molecular function: sulfite transmembrane transporter activity. NCBI's taxonomy places the organism in Eukaryota, Fungi, Basidiomycota, Agaricomycetes, Polyporales, Fomitopsidaceae. The record is from RefSeq and is a predicted model, not a curated record. Gene Ontology annotation, cellular component: plasma membrane. Gene Ontology annotation, biological process: sulfite transmembrane transport; transmembrane transport. The coding region runs from base 247 to 1605 and encodes 452 amino acids. The transcript has 6 exons.
GUUGGCGCGAACGAUGACGGUGCACUUGCCCAUUUCUUGCUCAUGCCAAUGGCCGUGCACGCUGCGUCUUUUUCUCCCCGUGCCUCGCCGAGUCACUGCACCAGCAGCCUCGGCGUGCCUUCUGUAGCACGUAUAAAGUUGGCUCAGGCCGCUCGCACGCGGUUCAGCCGCAUUCCAGUACCGACGGACACCCCGACACCUUCCUGCUGUAUUCGACAAGUCCCUUGAACGUCAUUUCUCGCCCUGAUGUCGCCUUGCGAGAAGUCCCAUCCGGGACCGAAGCCUCUGCUUCUUCCCCGAGAGCAGUGGAAGACGUGGCCAGACCGCAUUCGACACUUCACGCCAGCAUGGUUCGCAGUAGUCAUGGGCACUGGAGCCGUGUCAGCAUUGUUGAACGACUUUCCCUACGGACAAGAGAACAACAACCUCAGGAUUGCCGGCUGUGUCUGGUUCAUCCUCAACAUUGCCAUUUUUGUCUUCGCAUGCGUGUGUUCUCUGUUAAGAUAUGUUAUGUAUCCAGAGAUAUUUUGGCUCAUGCUUAGCCACACGUCGCAAAGUCUUUACAUUGGAUGCUUCCCCAUGGGCGCCGCGACAUUGAUUAACUCUGCUCUAGCGCUGAAUCAAAACUGGGGUUUCGGAGGCAAAGGAUUCCUGUACUUCCUAUGGGGUUGCUGGUGGCUCGACUCCGCCUUCUCCUACCUCGUCGCAUUCGGCAUGCUCUACACGAUGACCGUUCGGCAUGAGCAUUCCCUCUCGAAUAUGGCAGCUGUAUGGCUUCUGCCAGUAGUCCCCCUGGUCGUCGCGUCAUCCACCGGUGGUCUGCUAUCGGAAGCACUCAGGCCUCACGCGCAUACACUCGCGUUGAUCUCGACAGCCUUCUCCUUCGUCAUGGUCGCGAUGGGCCUCGCCUUCGCGCUCAUGAUGAUCACGAUCUACCUUCUCCGCCUCCUCGUGCACAGCGUGCCCGACCCCGGCCUUAUCCUCUCCGCCUUCAUCGUCCUCGGCCCGCUCGGACAAGGCGGCUUCUCCCUGCUCAUCAACGGCACGUCCAUCUCGGAGCUCCUCCCGCUGCACGUCGGUGCGGACUUCCCGCAGUCCGCGCUCACCGGCCAGAUGAUCUUCGCGGUGUGCUUCUGUGGCGCGUACGCGCUGUGGGCGAUCGGCAUUGCGUGGGUCGUCGUCGCGGUCUGCUCAAUCUACCACGUCGUCGCCGUGCGCCGAACGAAGAUCUCAUUCAACAUGGGUUACUGGGGCAUGAUCUUCCCGAACGGCGUCUUCGCGCUCUUGAUUGUCGAGCUGUCGAGGGUGCUGCAGAGCCCGUUCUUCAAGGUUCUUGGCUCUCUCUGGUCAGCCCUGACGUUCCUUCUAUGGGGCUACAUUUUCGUGCGGAGCAUCCCGCCCUUCAUUGACGGCUCGCUGUUCAUGGCGCCCUGUCUCCCGGAUGGACGGACGCGCCAACAGCUGCUUCCCACAUCGCAAACGCACUCGCACAGCUCCCAAGUGCAUGCCUCGCCGGACAUAGUCCCACACCACUCCCCUCUGCGUGGCGAGAAGUUGUGCGUCUCCGAUCCCUCUGCCAAGUCCUCCGCUCGUGAAUAUCCGUGAUUGUUAUUUCAGAGACGUGCAUGGCGUCCUGCGCGAUCGCCGUGAGGGAUAGACGGUCGAGCGACAGUGGGCCAACGGUACGACUUGACUUUGACGUUUCUAGUCAUUCGUUACUUCUUUCGAGGAUGCGGCACCACUUUGCACAGUAUUACGGAUACUUAUACGUGUGAGUAGUUACAGUAUGUUCAAUCAGCCUGGUCCUCAAAUACAAACAUU